AUAUUAGAAAUACUCAAGAUAUAAAUACGCCCCCUGGUUUACGAAAUGCGGCAAUAAACGUUGGUGUUACGUCGUUUCCUUCCGGAAGACAAUAGAGAAGGAACAGGCUCGAUUUAUGGAGUUUCGAAGAACAAAUUUGUUGUGAGAGUUUCUCUCCUAGUCUGUCUGAACAAAAUGAGGAGAUUUAGAGGAUUUCUGAGCACCACACUGGCCUUCGUGGUGUUCGAGGUGUGCCUGGUGUGUUGUGAUAUAACGGACGGAAACGCGGAACAUCUGAAGAGAGAGCACUCGUUGAUGAAACCGUACCAAGGUGUUGGCAGCAGCCCCAGCAGUCAGUGGGACUUCUGGGGAAGCACGUUGGUGACGGGCUCAUACGUCCGACUCACUCCAGAUGAGAGAAGCAAGCAGGGAUCCAUCUGGAACACUGUGCCUUGUUACCUGAAGGACUGGGAGAUGCAUGUGCAGUUUAAAGUUCAUGGAUCGGGAAAAAAGAAUCUCCAUGGCGAUGGCAUCGCUAUCUGGUACACAAAAGACAGACUGCACCCAGGCCCUGUGUUUGGAAACCAAGAUCAGUUUCUUGGCCUGGCUAUUUUUUUGGAUACCUUCCGCAAUGACCUCCAUGGAAUGGAUCGCUCCUUCCCCUACAUUUCAGCCAUGGUGAACAACGGCUCGGUGAGCUACGACCACGGCAAAGACGGACGGUCGUCGGAGCUGGGAGGCUGCUCGGCCGAGAUCAGGAACAGGGAGCACGACACGUACCUCGCCAUCCGCUACUCCAAAGGAAGACUCACUGUGAUGGUCGACGUGGACGACAAGAACGAGUGGAAGGAGUGCAUCGACAUCGGAGGAGUUCGUCUUCCCACCGGAUAUUUCUUUGGCGCCUCGGCAGCGACAGGAGAUCUGUCCGAUAACCAUGAUAUCAUCUCCAUGAAGCUCUACCAGCUGAUGGUCGAACACACCCCUGAGGAGGAGAACCUGGACUGGACAAAGAUCGAGCCCAGUGUCAGCCUCCUCAAGUCCCCUAAAGACAACAUCGACGAUCCCACCGGAAACUUCCGCGGCACCCCGCUCACGGGCUGGAAGGUCUUCCUGCUCCUGCUGUGCGCUCUGCUGGGAAUCGUGGUGUGCGCCGUGGUGGGAGCCGUCGUUUUCCAGAAGAGACAGGAGAGGAACAAGAGGUUUUACUGAGGAGAGAGAGGAGGCGUUUGUUGAGGAGUGAACUGUUUCCAGACGACAGAUCGAGCACAUUCAAUGUGAAUUUUUUUCUAAAGAUUGUACAAAUGUUUAUAUCUUCGAAGCACUGCGUGGGGGGUGAAUUUUAGUAACUUGUGAUGUUGGUAAGAAGGUGCAGGACUAGUGGCGACCAUCAUGAGUGACCCUGAUAAAUGCUGUUUUUGUUUUCCA
Molecule: messenger RNA, 1404 nt
Organism: Lates calcarifer (barramundi perch)
Lineage: Eukaryota; Metazoa; Chordata; Actinopteri; Centropomidae
Gene: lman2
Product: lectin, mannose-binding 2
Biological process (GO): endoplasmic reticulum organization; Golgi organization; endoplasmic reticulum to Golgi vesicle-mediated transport
Cellular component (GO): Golgi membrane; endoplasmic reticulum membrane; COPII-coated ER to Golgi transport vesicle
Molecular function (GO): D-mannose binding
Source: RefSeq, a predicted model, not a curated record